AUGGCCGAACCGAACGCUGCUGAGUUCGACUUAGACUCCUCCGACGAAGCAAUUACCAUCACCCUCACCCACCGCAACACCCCGCACACCUUCAAGUUUCCCUCCGACGGCACAAUCUGUCAUCUCUCCGAAGAUGUUGAAGACAUCCUUUCCAUCCCUCCAUCAAACCAGAAAUUCAUCGUGCCCAAGGUCGGCCUUCUGAAGCCUCCUUUUAAGGACCCGAACAUGUCUCUCGUCGCCUUACAAGACAAGAAAAUCAUGCUUAUGGGCGUCGAGGCGAAGGAAGUUGCCUCCCUCCAAGCCGCAUCCGAGUUCGCCGCGAAACGAAACGCCGCCCGCAGCGCCGCUCGGCGGCAAAACCGCCCUUUUCGAAGACGCGACCAGGCUCUCGCCCAGGCCGACAGCACAUACACAUUCCUCUCCGUCCGGCCCCUCGCUGGCUUGCCGCAUCCCGAGCGCUCCCUCGCCCUUCUCGAGAGGCUGAAGGAGGACCCAGGCAUCCGUGCCUCGAUGCGCAAGCACAAGUUCAGCGUUGGCCUGCUGACGGAGAUGGAGCCCCUGUCCAAUACCCAAUCCAAUCAUGAGGGUACGACGCGACUGCUCGGCCUGAACCGUAACGGCGGGGAGGUCAUCGAGCUGAGGUUGAGGACGGAUGCGCACGACGGAUAUCGAGACUACAAGACUAUCCGCAAGACGCUAUGUCACGAGCUGGCGCACAAUGUCCACGGCCCACACGACAAGAACUUUUGGGAUCUUUGCCACCAAAUUGAGCGCGAGGUGGACGCCGCGGAUUGGAAGCACGGCGGGCAUACCGUUGGGCAGCAGUCAUCGUACUAUGCGCCAGGGGAGGACGAAGAGGAGGGAUUCGAAGACCACGGGGGUUGGGAGGGGGGCGACUUCGUGGUUGGCGGCAAUGCUGGCAAUACCACAGGCCUCAGCCGAAGAGAGAUUCUGGCCAAGGCCGCGGAGGAGAGACUCAAGAAGAUGGACAUGGAGAGGCGGGACGGGGGAAAGCCUGACCCUGGUCCGUCAUCCUGA
Messenger RNA from Colletotrichum graminicola M1.001, 1038 nucleotides. Its product is annotated as WLM domain-containing protein. Gene Ontology annotation, molecular function: proteasome binding. The record is from RefSeq and is a predicted model, not a curated record. Bases 1 to 1038 code for a protein of 345 amino acids. The transcript has a single exon. Lineage: Eukaryota; Fungi; Ascomycota; Sordariomycetes; Glomerellales; Glomerellaceae.